UGCGCCCGGCCGCGCGCGAGAACCUGCGUCUAGCGAACGCGCUGGGAGCGCCCCGGGGCCGGGGAGCGCGCCUCGCAGAUGACAACAAAUUGGUCGUGUGGCGGCGGUGGAGGUGUCUGCCUCAGCCCCUGCCGCCUGCCUCGCGCUGUCUUGCACCCUCUCUUUGGGCGGACGGAGACCCCCGGAAGCCGCCGGGCCUGGGGCGACCGGCACUCCUCAGCGCCCGGUGUCCGCCGGGCCUAGCGCGAGCGGCGCGGCGCGGGCGAUGGGGUCGCCCUGAGGGACCGCGGCGCCGAGCGGGCAUGCAGGGGCCGCCCAGGGCUUAGACCCGCCGCGGCCUGGGCUCGCCGGCCGCACCCGAGCGCCGCCGCCCCCGGAGCCCGGCCUCCGCGCGAGGCCGGAGCCGCCGCCGCCGCCGCCGCCGCCCGCAGCGCCCCCGGCCCAGCUACCAGCCCUCAUCAUGCCGUGGCCGUUUUCGGAGUCUAUCAAGAAGAGGGCCUGUCGGUACCUCCUGCAGAGGUACUUGGGCCAUUUCCUGCAGGAGAAGCUGAGCCUGGAGCAGCUCAGCCUGGACCUGUACCAGGGCACCGGCUCCCUCGCCCAGGUCCCCUUGGACAAAUGGUGUCUCAAUGAAAUCCUGGAGUCAGCAGAUGCACCUUUAGAAGUCACUGAAGGAUUUAUUCAGUCAAUUUCUCUGUCAGUUCCGUGGGGCUCCUUGCUACAGGAUAAUUGUGCACUGGAAGUAAAAGGGUUAGAAAUGGUCUUCCGACCUAGACCUCGCCUAGCAACUGGUUCUGAGCCUAUGUAUUGGUCAAGUUUCAUGACUAGCAGUAUGCAACUGGCAAAAGAGUGUCUUAGCCAGAAAUUAACAGAUGAACAAGGAGAAGGAUCCCAGCCUUUUGAAGGACUUGAAAAAUUUGCUGAAACCAUUGAAACAGUACUAAGAAGAGUAAAAGUCACUUUUAUAGACACUGUUUUGAGAAUUGAACAUGUGCCAGAAAAUUCCAAAACUGGAACAGCCCUUGAAAUUCGAAUAGAAAGAACUGUAUACUGCGAUGAAACUGCUGAUGAAUCCUCAGGAAUUAAUGUACAUCAGCCCACAGCUUUUGCUCACAAGUUACUUCAGCUCUCUGGAGUGUCUCUCUUUUGGGAUGAGUUUUCUGCAUCAGCAAAAUCUUCCCCAGUGUGUUCAACUGCACCAGUGGAAACUGAGCCAAAGCUGUCACCUAGCUGGAACCCUAAAAUUGUUUAUGAGCCACACCCACAAUUAACUAGAAAUUUACCAGAGAUAGCACCAUCUGAUCCAGUGCAAAUUGGUGGGUUAAUUGGUAGGUUGGAGUUGAGUCUCACAUUGAAACAGAAUGAAGUACUUCCUGGAGCUAAGUUGGAUGUCGAUGGACAGAUAGACUCUAUUCAUCUAUUCCUGUCACCAAGACAGGUACACUUGCUUUUGGAUAUGUUGGCAGCUAUUGCUGGACCAGAAAAUUCUAGCAAAAUAGGAUUAGCUAAUAAAGAUAGGAAAAACCGACCUAUGCAGCAGGAAGAUGAGUAUCGAAUUCAGAUGGAAUUAAACCGGUAUUAUUUGAGGAAAGAUUCCCUGUCUGUGGGUGUAUCUUCAGAGCAAAGCUUUUAUGAGACAGAAACGGCUCGUACACCUUCUAGCCGUGAAGAAGAAGUUUUCUUUUCCAUGGCUGAUAUGGACAUGUCCCAUAGUCUCUCUUCUCUUCCACCCCUUGGGGACCCACCAAAUAUGGAUCUGGAGUUAUCACUAACUAGUACAUACACUAAUACCCCAGCAGGAUCUCCAUUAAGUGCUACUGUGCUUCAGCCAACAUGGGGAGAGUUCCUUGAUCAUCAUAAAGAACAGCCAGUGAGGGGGUCUGCAUUUCCAUCCAACCUUGUUCACCCGACAUCUUUGCAGAAGGCUGCUCUCCCGUCUAGAUCUGUUUCAAUGGAUGAAUCCAGGCCUGAACUUAUUUUUAGACUAGCUGUUGGAACUUUUUCAGUCUCUGUGCUUCACAUUGAUCCUUUAUCUCCACCGGAAACGUCACAGAACCUCAAUCCAUUAACACCUAUGGCUGUAGCUUUCUUUACUUGUAUAGAAAAGAUGGAUCCAGCAAGAUUUUUGACUGAUGAUUUUAAGUCUUUCCGAACAGUAUUUGCAGAAGCUUGCUCACAUGAUCACCUUAGAUUUAUAGGUACUGGCAUCAAAGUAGCCUAUGAACAAAGACAAAGAUCAGCCUCCCGGUAUUUUAGUACUGAUACAUCCAUUGGGCAGAUGGAGCUUUUGGAGUGUCUGUUUCCAACCGACUGUCAUUCUGUUCCUCCUCACUACACAGAGCUUUUAACGUUCCAUUCUAAAGAAGGAACUGAUGCCCACCCCCCUGUGUGUCUUCAGCUUCAUUAUAAGCAUUCUGAGAAUAGAGGACCCCAGGGCAGUCAAGCAAGACUUAGUUCAGUUCCUCAGAAGGCAGACUUACAAAUUAAAUUAAAUCCAGUAUGUUGUGAACUGGAUAUCAGUAUUGUGGACCGGUUAAAUUCCUUGCUUCAACCACAGAAACUUACUACAGUAGAGAUGAUGGCAUCUCAUAUGUAUACUUCAUAUAAUAAGCAUAUCAGUCUGCACAAGGCUUUCACUGAAGUAUUUCUAGAUGAUUCACACAAUCCUGCAAAUUGUCGGGUAUCGGUACAAGUUGCUACUCCAGCAUUAAAUCUUUCUGUUCGUUUCCCAAUACCUGAUCUUCGGUCAGAUCAAGAAAGAGGACCUUGGUUUAAGAAGUCACUUCAGAAGGAGAUCCUUCAUUUAGCAUUCACAGAUCUGGAAUUUAAGACAGAGUUUGUAGGAGGCUCAACCCCAGAACAAGUUAAAUUGGAGCUUACCUUUAGAGAACUAACUGGGUCAUUCCAGGAAGAGAAAGGGGAACCAUCUGUUAAAUUUUUCCAUGUGUCUGGUGGAGUAGAUGGAGAUACAGCAUCGUCAGAUGACUUUGACUGGCCACGAAUGGUACUGAAAAUAAAUCCCCCAGCCAUGCAUUCCAUUUUGGAGAGAAUAGCAGCUGAAGAGGAGGAGGAGAAUGAUGGUCACUACCAGGAAGAGGAGGAAGGAGGUGCUCAUUCUCUGAAAGAUGUCUGUGACCUAAGGAGACCAGCCCCAUCUCCUUUUUCUUCUCGUAGAGUCAUGUUUGAAAAUGAACAGAUGGUGAUGCCAGGAGACCCUGUAGAAAUGGUAGAGUUUCAGGAUAAAGCAAUCAGCAAUUCUCACUAUGUGCUGGAACUUACGUUACCUAAUAUUCAUGUAACACUACCUAAUAAGAGCUUUUAUGAGAGACUUUAUAAUAGGAUCUUUAAUGACUUGCUACUGUGGGAGCCAACAGCUCCUUCACCAGUGGAGACAUUUGAAAAUAUUUCCUACGGUAUUGGGCUUUCAGUGGCCAGUCAACUGAUUAACACUUUCAACAAAGAUAGUUUUAGUCCAUUUAAAUCUACAGUUCACUAUGAUGAAGAAAGUGGAUCUGAAGAAGAGACUUUGCAAUAUUUUUCUACUGUUGAUCCCAACUAUCGUUCCCGUAGGAAAAAAAAAUUAGACUCUCAGAACAAGAACUCUCAGAGUUUUCUCUCAGUUCUUCUGAAUAUUAAUCAUGGAUUAAUGGCAGUGUUCACAGAUGUAAAGCAAGAUAAUGGAGACCUACUGGAAAACAAGCAUGGUGAAUUUUGGUUAGAGUUCAAUAAUGGUUCAUUAUUUUGCGUGACAAAGUACGAAGGUUUUGAUGACAAGCACUACAUUUGCCUUCAUUCUAGCAGUUUCAGUCUGUAUCACAAAGGAAUAGUAGAUGGAGCAGUUCUUCCUAUGGAAACACGACUUCCCUGUUCAACUCGCCCGCAUUGGUUGGAACCUACUAUUUACUCUUCUGAAGAAGACGGCCUCAGUAGAGCUGCUUCAGAUGGUGUUGGAGGAGACAAUUUGAAUAUGCUCUCCAUUGCAGUUAAAAUACUGUCGGAUAAAUCAGAGUCUAAUACAAAGGAAUUUCUCAUUGCUGUCGGACUGAAAGGAGCCACACUCCAGCACAGAAUGCUUCCUUCUGGGCUUAGCUGGCAUGAGCAGAUUUUAUACUUCUUGAAUAUUGCUGAUGAACCUGUUUUGGGGUAUAAUCCUCCAACUUCAUUUACAACUUUUCAUGUUCACCUUUGGAGCUGUGCACUUGAUUACAGGCCCCUUUAUUUGCCAAUCCGAUCUCUCCUUACAGUUGAAGCGUUCAGCAUUUCUAGUAGUGUUGCAUUGGAUAAAUCGUCUUCUACUCUCAGAAUAAUCAUGGAUGAGGCUGCUUUACAUCUGUCUGACAAAUGUAAUACUGUCACUGUGAAUUUGAAUAGAGAUUAUGUUCGUGUGAUGGAUAUGGGGCUUUUAGAAUUAACCAUAACUGCAGUGAAAUCUGAUUCUGACAGAGAGCAAACUCAGCCUCGCUUUGAGUUGCACUGUUCGAGUGAUGUUGUCCACAUCAGGACGUGUUCAGACUCCUGUGCGGCUCUGAUGAAUCUCAUUCAGUACAUUGCAAGCUAUGGUGACUUACAUGCACCUGGCAAGGCGGAAAGGAAACCUGGAGCCCCUCAGAGGAAGUCCAAGAUAGGUUCCUCUAGUGGAUCAUCCUCACGUGGUCCCAUGCUUCCUGAAGCAGAUCAGCAGGUGUUACGAGAUCUGAUGAGUGAUGCUAUGGAGGAGGUCGACGUGCAGCAGGCCACCGCAUCCGUAAAACCACAGGCUAAUGGUUUUUUGGAUGAAAAAUCUCAAAUUCAAGAACCAUGUUGUUCAGACCUUUUCCUGUUCCCAGAUGAGAGUGGAAAUGUGUCCCAGGAGCCUGGCCCCACUUAUGCCUCUUUCACUCAUCACUUGAUUAGCGAUGCAAUGUCAGGUGUGCCCACUGAAAAUGAUGACUUUUGCAUUCUUUUUGCACCAAAAGCAGCCAUCCAGGAGAAGGAAGAAGAACCAGUCAUAAAAAUCAUGGUUGAUGAUGCAAUUGUGAUAAGAGACAACUAUUUUAGCCUACCUGUUAAGAAGACAGACACCAGCAAAGCCCCUUUACACUUUCCCAUUCCUGUAAUUCGAUAUGUCGUUAAGGAAGUUUCUCUUGUGUGGCAUCUUUAUGGAGGCAAGGAUUUUGGGACAGUUCCUCCUACUUCUCCAGCUAAAAGUUACAUUAGUCCCCACAGUUCGCCUUCUCACACACCCACAAGACAUGGACGUAAUACAGUAUGUGGGGGGAAAGGAAGGAACCCUGACUUUUUAAUGGAAAUACAGUUAAGCAAGGUGAAGUUUCAGCAUGAAGUUUACCCUACAUGCAAAGCAGAAUGCGAUUCUAGCCUCUUAGAACAACCAGUCUCUCGGCAGGUGUUCAUUGUUCAGGAUCUUGAAAUUCGAGAUCGUCUGGCAACAUCACAAAUGAAUAAAUUUUUGUACUUGUAUUGCAGCAAAGAAAUGCCUCGAAAAGCUCAUUCCAACAUGUUGACAAUUAAAGCAUUGCAUGUGCGCCCAGAGUCUGGCAGGUCACCACAGGAAUGCUGCUUGAGGGUAUCACUGAUGCCACUUCGCCUCAAUAUUGACCAGGAUGCCUUGUUCUUCCUGAAGGAUUUCUUCACAAGUCUUUCAACAGAAGUGGAGCUUCUACUGACUCCAGAUCCAGAAGUCAAAAAGUCUCCUGGAGCUGAUGUCACCUGCAGUUUGCCAAGGCAUUUGAGUAUCUCAAAGGAGCCAAAUCUAGUUCUUUCUUUCCCUGGGCCAAAACAACCUUCCCCAAACGAUAGUGCCAGUUCAGUGGAGGCAGUUAAUGGAGCAGAGGAAAAGGACUUCUCAGCGGAAGAAGCAUCAUUUAGUGAUCAGCCUGUGUUUUUUAGAGAAUUCAGAUUCACGUCAGAAGUUCCUAUUCGACUUGAUUAUCAUGGCAAACACGUAUCAAUGGAUCAGGGUACGUUAGCUGGGAUUUUGAUUGGUCUGGCCCAGUUAAACUGCUCGGAGCUAAAACUGAAGAGGCUUUUCUAUCGGCAUGGUUUGCUAGGUGUUGACAAAUUAUUCUCAUAUGCAAUCACUGAAUGGCUCAAUGACAUUAAGAAGAACCAGCUACCAGGAAUCCUGGGAGGCGUUGGGCCUAUGCAUUCACUGGUACAGUUAGUACAAGGUCUAAAGGACUUGGUGUGGCUACCAAUAGAGCAGUACCGGAAGGAUGGCCGCAUUGUCAGAGGGUUCCAGAGAGGUGCUGCUUCCUUUGGCACCUCAACUGCAAUGGCUGCUCUGGAGCUCACGAACAGAAUGGUCCAAACCAUACAGGCAGCAGCAGAGACUGCUUAUGACAUGGUAUCUCCUGGUACUCUUUCUAUUGAGCCCAAGAAGGUCAAAAGGUUUCCUCAUCACCGGCUAGCUCACCAGCCAGUAGACCUGAGGGAAGGUGUGGCCAAGGCCUACAGUGUUGUGAAAGAGGGAAUCACAGACACGGCCCAGACCAUUUAUGAAACAGCAGCUCGAGAACAUGAGAGCAGGGGCGUUACUGGUGCUGUGGGUGAAGUCCUGCGCCAGAUUCCCCCAGCAGUGGUGAAACCUCUGAUUGUUGCCACUGAAGCAACAUCAAACGUGUUGGGUGGCAUGAGAAACCAAAUUAGACCAGAUGUUCGGCAGGACGAAUCACAGAAAUGGCGCCGUGGGGAAGACUGGCAUUUCCAGCGGGACUCCUUGUGAAGAGAAUAAGGAUAGAAAUAAGGAGCACAGAGCCCCAGUGGCAGCCUCAGAGGGAACUCAUUUAUUUUAUCGUGCUCAUCUCAGGAACAAAAGCAUUUUUUAGUUAAAUAAUUUAAUGUCAAAACAACAUGCAACCAAAAAUUCAGACCUUUAGGAAUAGUUUGAUACUUGCCUGUAGAAGCGUUUGGUGGCUGGUGUCAAAGGUUGUUAAAGCAUUUGCUGCCAAUUUAGUGUAUUGCUUACUUUUAUUAAAAUGACUAUAAUUCUCCUUGUUAUAGACAGGAUAUCAUUGGAAGCCUUCUUUUACAGUAUAGAGUGCUCAAAAAGCACUGGAGCAUUCUAAAGCACUAUUUAUGUAGCUUUGGUGAGUUCAUUUUUCUCACAGUUUAAAAAGAAACACUUCAAAACUUUGGUUGAGAAUGAGAGAAGCCACAGGGGAUGCAAAGCAAAUAGGAUUCUUAAUAUAAUAUCAGUGUGAAAACAUAAGCUGCCCUGCUAGGUUAAGUGUUCAGCAUACUUGAGAUGUCAAGAGCAGCAUUCUUCCAUUUACUCAGAAGCUCUGUCAUUGGGGCCUGAAAAAAGUGAAGUCAUAUUCUGUCCUGUUGCACUUUAUCCUAUGUGUGUGUGUGUGUAUGUGUGUGUGAGCGUGUGUGUAGAUUAAUACAAGUCAUGUGCUGUAUUCUUUGUCAUUUACAAAGUUACACAAAACAAUGAAGAGUAGUAAACGUGUCUGAGAGCUUCUAGCAGAGGAAAGUGCCCAAGUACGGUAGCUUCCUCUAGGUGUAAGUGAAAAUGUGCUUCUGUAAUGAACUGGGCCCACAUAAUUGGUUAUAUGUUUAAUUUUAAGCAGGUAUAGUGCAAGCUUAUUAGGAAUGUGUGGAAGGGGAGAUUGGAAAUAGUUCUUACUCUUCGAAAAUUAAAUUUUAAAACCCUCAAAAAAAAAUAAGCCCUAGUGAACUAAUAAUUCAAAGUACCAUUUUUAUUUGGUUAACAGUGUACAUUUUGAUAACCCGUCAGGAAUGAAUAAAGUAUUUUCUAUUUAAAGAUAAAAUUGUUUUAUGCUUCAAUGAAUAUUUUGCUUUUCAUAGAGCAUAUUCAUAAAUGUAGUAUUUUGAUUUACCCCAAGAUAUUUGGAAGUACUUUUUUAGAAUCAGUUGUGGUUAAUAACAAGUAAAUGAUCCUCAAGGAGUGACAGAGGUCCCUGACUCUGGAGUAUUAUGAUAUAGCUUCUCAUUCCUAAAGUGUCUUAGGGAGUGCAGGGGAGUAUUGUUGAAGUGAAUUUGGAUUUUAGAAUUGUAUUUUCUUUUGGGAUGGAGGUCAGAAAAUGAAAUCAGAUUCUCUAAAUUUUCUAAACAGGAAGGCAAGGCAAACUAAAAAUCCACACACUUAGAAUUCAUAAAAGUGUUACAUAGCAUUUAAUUUUUUUCUUUUUUACUGCUGAAAAACAGUGCUCAGAGUAACUGCCUGUUUAAACAUCAUGGAACCAUUUGUAAUUAACUUAUCCCUGUUGAACAGUUCAGGUAGCAUGGCCCUGACCAACAUUAAGGUGGUGCCACUGUUUACAAUCAUGACAGCCCAGCUGUUGGGCUUCAUUCUGAGGCCCUGCUCGCUAUCUCUAGGGUUAGCUCUAAAAUGAACCAUGUUGUGUAUGCUACCUGAUCAGUCAAGCUGGAAAACACUGAUUAGACUUGUAAAAUCUUUAAUCUCUUAAUCCAUAGUUACACUUAAAUUCAAUUAAAUGUAGUAUGGGGAAAAUAAUUAUCCUCCUCUGCCUGGAGUUGCGAAUGGACCUUUCUUUUAACAGAUUAAGUUGAUAAAGCUCUUUAAUACAUAUGUCUUUUCGAUGGGUCUCUGCAAUACCUUCUGUCUCAAGUCCUGCCCCACUCUGGGUGGGAUCACACUGUCUGGUACAAAAACUGUGUCUCAGAUUCAGUGUCAAGGGUUUGCUCAUUGCCAGUUUACCAAGGUGCUCUUCACGGGAGCUGUUUGUAGAGGGCCUGUCUGUAUCUGAACACACAUUAUCUUCUGCUAAAGACUCUUCAGACUUCUGUGUUGUGAGGACACAGUGAAGGGUGUGGCAGGACCCUUGGGUUGCUGGAUCUGCAAGUCACCAAGCAGAUGACUUGGCCAACAACAACUUAGUCCUCACUUAGCCUCAGUUUUCCCCACUGAGUGAAGGUUUCUUUUGACAGAGCCCAGUGGGAAUUUUGGGAUGAUGAGGCUCUGUGUGCACCUGUGUGAGCGACAGCAUGUGCCACCUCACACUGGCAGGUGUCACUGAGUGGGAGCUAUGACUGGUCACAUCCCUGUGCAGCUGUGGGCUACUCCAUGCCUCAGGUUCUCAGUGGUAUGUUUUUGGAUUGUCACUUUGCCUGUGUGUUGAAUCAGGAUGUGACUCUUCUGACCAGAGUAGACUGUGUACUCUGUGGCCUGAGUCCUUGCAGGUCUCCCCAAGGAGUUCAGUAAGCAAGCUAGAUGAGGAUCUGCUGGGAGUGGCAAUGUCAGAUUUCCUUGGUGCUGUUGAGCUGACUUUGUGUCACAAAUAGGCAGCAAAGACUGUAGUGAUGUAUUUCUCUUGAAAUGACCAUUUUUACCUUCCUGUAUGUCCCCAUGUUGCUAUUAUUUACAAGUACAGCAUCCAUUGAACUUUUUUUUUGCACCAAAAUUUGGACCCAGGAGCACUUAACCACUGAACCACAUCCCCUGCCUUUUGUUUUAUUGAGACAGAGCCUUGCUAAAUUGCCCAGUCUGACUCUGAACCUGCGAUCCUCCUGCCUUACCAUCCCCUGGGAUUACAGAAGUGCACCACCAUGCCCAUCUGAACACUGGCCUUUGAGAACAGAUGAAACAGUGUUUCUUUCUCUCAGAUACCAUAACAGUAGACUUUUGGGGGGGGGGUACUGGGGAUUGAACUCAGGGGUACUCCAUCACGGAGCCACAUCUCCAGCUGUAUUUUUAUAUAUAUUUUAUUUAGAGACAGGGUUUCACUGAGUUGCUUAGUGCCUCGCUUUGGCUGAGACUGCCUUUGAACAUGAGAUUCCCCCUGCCUCAGCCUCCCGAGCUCCUGGGUAGACUUUCAUUUUAAUGAAGUUUGGGUACAAUAUGGAUUCCUGCUUAGAGUAAGUAUCUUUGACAUUGGUGUUUUUAUAUGCAAAAGUCACUUUAAGAAGAAAAAUCUUUCCAAGGACAUGUGCCUAAGAUGACAGAAUAGUAAAAGCCAGUGUUUCCUGUCCCCUGCAACGUGCCACUAUUAAGUGCUGUUGCAGUAUUUCCAACCUUCAGGGAAUUGCUUUUGAACCUCAGAAGCCCUUUGACAUGGGUCCUUAGUACCUGUGUUCUAACCAAUGGGAAGAGUUGAAUUUUAAAUGCAGAAUCUACAUUUUCACUAAAUGGUUCCAGGAUUAACUAUUAAUUCUCUUAACAUUAAUGUAAGUUUUGUAUGUGUAAAAAGCUGGGGCUGGGAAUGUGGCACGGUGGCAGAGUGCUUGCCUCGAGUGAGCCCUGGGUUCAAUCCCCAGCCUCUGGGGGAUUAAAAAAAGAAAAAAGCCACAGGAGAAACGCUCAACUUUGCUUCCAUUUUCUUAGGCCUGUGUGGAGUGAAUUCCUGAGGUUCUGGGUAAUGUGCUGAGCCGUGGGGUGCACGUCUUUCCUGCUCCCUUUACAGCCUCUCACCUCACUUGCAGCAGUAGAGAGAAGAGCUGAUGUUUUAAGUCCCUUGAAAAUAAGGGACUGUGUGAACACUCACUUUGGAUCUGCAAAUGCAUCAGCUGGACAUAGCAAUUGGUAUAAAAUGAACAUUCAAGACUUAACAGGAAAAUUAUUUAGUAUAUAGAUAAUAAAGGAAAUAAAAGGAUUCUUUGUUUUCAUUACCAGGAAGUCUUGUUUUGGUUUGCUGGAAGGUAUAAUCACUCUUCAUAUAAGAAUAAUGUGCUGGGCAUGCACACCAGUAAUCCCAGUGGCUUGGGAGGUUGAGUUAGGAGGAUCUCAAGUUCAAGCCAUCUUCAGCAACAGAUCUUGUCUCAAAAGGACUGGGGAUGUGGCUCCGUGGUUAAGUGCCCCUGGGUUCAGUCCCUGGUACCAGAACAAACAAGUAGUGCUUAGCGUGCUUUCAUCUCAGUAGUUAAGAUUGGCACGGGGCCUGCUUCUCCCUGGAAUGAUGUGAUGUGCAGUUGCAAGACAGCUACUGCUGGUCAGAAAUUAUUUUCCUUUUGUCAUACUGUCAGCAUAUUGAAGACAGAAAAAGCAUUCCUAUAAAAUGCCACAGUAGGUCUAUUUUGUGAUGAGAAAUUUGAGUGUCAGUUCACAUUUUGCAUGUUGGCAGUUUAUCAGCGAAGGAGUUAGAGGUGUGUUACAGCCUCUGAGAGCCACGCUGGCUUCCUAGUGAGCACCAGAGUGCUGCCGUGUCCAGAGCUGGCAAGUGUGUGACUCUGGCUCUGUGUCACUUGUGCCUGGGCGGUCAGAAUAGCAGCCCCCCGGCAUGUUCACUGUGCUGUCUGAACUGCAUUGUGUGGAGAGGGGCUCCUGAUUUCUGGUAGGAUUUGCCUUGCGCUCUGUAUAACCUGCUGGUCACCCAGGAACAUAUGUCUUUUUAAGGAGAAAUUUGGAAGAGGUACCAAAUUCAGCUUUUAUGUAGAUCCAGCCUGACUUAUUUUAGAUACUGAAUUAUCUUGCCACAACUAUGAGAACGUUUGUGUAGAUGUUUACCAUCUUUGCUAAUUUUCCUAAUUAUCCUAAUUAUGUUAAUUAUGAUGUGAAUACUUAAAGAAUACUGAUACUGUACAAGUAUUUUUGUGGAAAUGUAUCUUGUUAGUGUGAUUAUUUAAAAUAUUAUGAAAUCAAGAAUAUUCAAAAAUUAAAAUAUUUACUCUUUGGA
Sciurus carolinensis (gray squirrel) is the source of this 11594-nucleotide messenger RNA. RefSeq names its product autophagy related 2B (gene Atg2b). Gene Ontology annotation, molecular function: phosphatidylinositol-3-phosphate binding. Gene Ontology annotation, biological process: piecemeal microautophagy of the nucleus; reticulophagy; autophagosome assembly. The record is from RefSeq and is a predicted model, not a curated record. Gene Ontology annotation, cellular component: phagophore assembly site; extrinsic component of membrane. NCBI's taxonomy places the organism in Eukaryota, Metazoa, Chordata, Mammalia, Rodentia, Sciuridae. The coding region runs from base 461 to 6721 and encodes 2086 amino acids. The transcript has 42 exons.